AUGACUGUAAAUCCAAAUACCUUAGUCCGAAUCUUCAUCGCAAUAUUCCUCGUCACAAUAUCAGUGUUAGCAUUUCAAGUCUACCAACAUGCGGUAUUUCUACAGGAUCAAAGAAAACAGCUCAUACACGACUAUUACGAUGCUAACGUAGAUGAUAACGUAAGUUAUGAUUUGAUGAUAGAAGAAGACUUGCAUAAAAGAAAAAUUAGAAGAUCUAAAAUAUCGAAAAUGAAAUCUAAUAUCAGACGAAUCAACUUGAAACAAAGAGUUUACAAUGCUGAAUUUCUUUACGGGAUCACUAAUGUGACAUACAUUAUUGUGAUACAAGUGCAUAAUGAUGUAUAUUUAUUCAAACAACUAUUGGACUCGCUGAGAACAGCCCAUUCAAUAGCCAGUGCGCUUCUCAUUUUUUCUCAUGAUGUUUUUGAAACCAAAAUGAACCAAGCCGUUCACACUGUAAACUUUGCCAGGUAUAUGCAAAUUUUCUACCCGUAUUCAAUACAGCUGCACCCAUUUGUAUAUCCUGGGGUAGCAUACGCCAGUGAUGAUAAAGAAAAUACAGAAAAAUCAAAAGAAAGAGACCCUGUGGCAGCUCAGAAGAAGCUUCAUUGGUGGUGGCAGGUGAACCAGGUGUUUGAUAACCUAAGUGUUACAAAGAAUUACACUAAAACGAUAUUAUUUCUACAGGAAAAUGAUUAUGUAACUGAAGACUUUUUAAUAGUGUUGAAACUUCUAGAACACGUUAGAGGUGCCCACUGUCCGGUAUGUGAAAUAAUCAGUUUGGGGGCGCAUUCGCCUGAACCCGGCAACUACUUAAAUAGAACGGCUGUGGUUGCGUUAGAGAUAUGGGCAAAGAACUUGCCCAACAUUGGGAUAGCAUUUAAUAGAGAUAUUUGGCAUAUAAUCAAAGGUUGGAGUCGGGACUUCUGCGACUUCAAUGAUUACACCUGGGAGAAUAGUCUCAAGUACAUUGGUUCCCAACAUAUGGAUAUAAAUUUUUAUUUUACUGAUAUUAUUGCAUCUAGGGUCUUUCGUAUAGAGUGUGGAAAGGAGAAUCCGCGCUGUGAUUUAAAAAGAAAGCUUGACGAUGUGAAAUCAUUUACACAAGUCAUUCGUCACUCAUUGUACCCUGCUAUUCUCAUGUUACGGAUUGUCAAGGGCAAGGAUUAUAGUGUAGAUGCUCUGGGCUCAUUUCAAGAUGAGAGAGACCGCGAACUUUGCAUGUACUUCACUAAAAAUUGUGUAUGGUAUUAA
This is a messenger RNA of Arctia plantaginis, 1254 nucleotides long. Lineage: Eukaryota; Metazoa; Arthropoda; Insecta; Lepidoptera; Erebidae. The record is from the annotation of a GenBank genome assembly.